Aphidius gifuensis is the source of this 3261-nucleotide messenger RNA. RefSeq lists its product as uncharacterized. NCBI's taxonomy places the organism in Eukaryota, Metazoa, Arthropoda, Insecta, Hymenoptera, Braconidae. The record is from RefSeq and is a predicted model, not a curated record. The coding region runs from base 82 to 3234 and encodes 1050 amino acids. The transcript has 15 exons.
UUUUUUAAUACCAUUUUAGCAGAAAUAAAUUUUGAAAAAUAUCAAAGUUAAUUUUUGUUUGUAAUAACGGAAGUUAAAAGCAUGGGUUGCGGAAGUAGUGGAGGCAAAAUCAGUGAAGCAAGAUUGAUGACAACAAAAUUAAAUUUUUCACCUGAACAGUUGAUUUGUUUAAAUGAUUUUUUUCGGAAAUCCGUUGAGGAAUAUAGGGCGAUCAAUAAAGAUGUUGAUUACGUUGAAGCAACGGUGGAGCGUUUAGUUCAGCGUUUAAUAUCACGAAUAUCAAAUUUAGAUAAAAAAUUUUCAUCAAUGUUUUUAAUUUCGUUAAAUGAACCCCAAAAAGUUAAGCAAUUAAAAUUUCAAUAUUUAUUGAGAAUCGAUGCGCUUUCAACUCCAGUAAUUGAUUCAAAUUUGGAUUCAACUAGAGUCAUUGUUGAAGAAGAUUCAACACUUCCAGGUUUUGUAAGACUUAAAAUACGUGAUUCAGAAUAUUGGUCUGAAUAUCUGGCUUCUGAUGGAAGACUGAAAAGGGAUCUUGUGAAAGCAAAACUUGUGGCUUUAUUAGCAAAAGCAAUAAAACAAGACUCAAUUAAGGAUGCUAGUGAGAGCAUUCGUCAAUCACCUGGACAGAUAAUGAAUGCUGCAACUCUGCAUAAAAUUCUCAAGCAGCCAGAUUAUUGUAGAAUUUUUUUUUCAACUGAUGAUUUUGAUAAGGGUCUCUCUGAGCCAUGUGAUGAUCAUCGAGUUGUUCUUGUUGAAGAUUCAAGUGGCAUAUUAUUACGUAUCGGUUUGAAUGGUCAAAAAAAAGCUGAUGUUGAAGUUAGAAUAUUUAUUGGCAUUGGCAUUGAUGGAUGGUCAACGAUAUCUGAUUAUCCACGAAGAAUUACAUUACAUCAUUGUGAUGCUCUUCUACAUUACACCGCUGCUCAAACUGGAAUGUAUGCAUUUGCAAUUGGUCCAAAUGCUGGUACAAGAUGUGAAGAUCGUGCAACAUUGUGGCAAAUUCGGCUACCAGCUGCUGAGACAACAAUGAAUCAGCAUUACUCGGAUGAGAGUGUUCCAAUCCUGACAGAAUCAGUACUUAUGUUAAUCCUUGACCAAUUGCAUGGAAAAAUACCUCUAAAUAUACCAAUGGAAAAACAGGAAAAAUUGAAAGUUGUAUCUCGAUAUAUAAUUAAAACAAUAUGGUGGUGGUCACUGGAAAGAACUGGUCCAGAUCCACUGAUAUCAUGGUCACCUGAUAAUCUUUCACGGCAUGUUCUUCAUGCUCUUGAUGAAUUAGUUACAGCACUCAAAUGUCAAAAUUUACGUUGCUAUUUUUAUCCACGUUUUAAUGUUAUACUCCACUCUGCAAAAGAUGGAAUUAUUUAUCACAAUAAUGCCUACACAAAUGACAGUCAAAUAAUUGAAAAUUAUUUAUCAGCUUUACAUGAGUACUCACUGAUAUUAAAGCCAUCUGAUCCUCGAGCAAAUGAUCAGCUUGAAAAUCAACUGAUCCUACAAUGGAGGCGAGUCAUGAUAUCAUUACCCCGAGGAACAAUGAACACCCACACGGGCUACAACAAACGCCAGCUGAAAUACUUGUCCCUCAUCAUCAAAGAAAUAUUAAACAUAAAAAAUUUAACAAAAAAUAAUGAAUGUACCAGCUCAAAUUAUUCACCAUCAAUUUGUCGAAAUGAUUCAAUUGAUAAUUUAAUUUACUUGAUAACCCUGAUACUUAGACAAGCAAGAGAUCAAAUAUUCAUCACAACUGAAAAUCAAAAAUACAAACGUAAACGUAAAAAAUUUUUAAACAACAAUAGUCAAGGUUCAAGCACAUUUGAACGUUCAUUGGAUAUUUUGAUUGAGACUGUACGUCGUGAUCGUGAUACAGCGUACAUGGAUUUCGAUUCCGAAAUAAUAUUAACACAAGUGUUAUUAAAAUGGCUUUAUUUUGGAAUGGAUAACGAUAGAAAAGUACUUGGUCCAAUAUUACAUCCUUACCUUGGUAACCUAUUCAAUUCAUCCCAUGAGAAUGCUUGGCACGUUGAAUCUUGGAUAAAACGUUGUGAUAUAUAUAAUAAUGAAAUAAAUUCAUUAAAUUUAUUUUGUAAAUUAGUUGUGACCCAGGAGAUAACACCAGCAAGUGGUAUUGUUGAUGCAAUAUCAAAAGGUUUGACAUGGGCUGAACAUAUUACAAAUAUGAUUGAAAUGUUUAAUAAUAGUUUGAAUAUUGAAUUUUUAAUACCAGGAAAAAUUAUAAAAUAUAAAUUAACAUUUACUAAUAAUAGAAAUUUUGAUAAUAAUUAUAUCAGUGGAUUUAAAAGUUGGAGUAAAGCCAGAAAUAUUGGUAAUCCAACGAGGCGUGCGACAAUUGCUAGAUGCAAUAUGAUAACAGCUGGUGACACAUUGCCGGGUUUAAUCGAUUCAAACAGCGGGGAUCGGGUCAAUGAAGAUUUUCAAUGGCAUAGAGAAUUACGAGAUUCAAGUCCAUUGACACAUAUUGUCUUGUCAAGUUACAGACGUGGUCGACAACGAGGACCAGGUGGUUUAAUAUCAGCUUUAGUAACUCUCAAUAAAUUUCGAAUAUUACAAGAAGCUGCAGCAGUAUUACCACAUGACGAUAGAAUAUUAAUGCUUGAUGCAAUUCAAAAAGUUUCGAGAGAAGCAUCAAGAAGACAAAGGAAAAAUAGUUGUCCAAAUUUAAAUGCAUCAGAAAUACCAAGGCAAAUUUACAGACCAAGAUCAGAAAAUCAAUUGAUGAAAGUGGCAUCAUCAAAACCACCAGAAUUGGCUGAAAAAUUUAAUGUAAUAUUAUCAGAACGUGAAAAACAAUUACAAAAAGAAAUAAUGGAAAUACAUGAUACAUUGACAAAAGGUUUACGACCAAGUUUAAUUAAUGAUUGGGAUUCAAGUUCAGUAUUAUCAUGGACAUCGUCAAAUAAUUCACUUGGAAAAUAUAAACGACAUGGUGGACGUGUACCAAUUUGGGAAACUCGUGGUACUCUUUCAAUGUGGGACCGAGUUGAGUGUGAUGAUGAUUUGAAAAAAUUUAAAUCUAAUGACGUGACAAGUCAUGAGGAAUCAACAAAUUUUAAUUGUUUAGAAAAAAGACAGUUGAAAAAAAAUAAAAGCUGUGAUGAUGAUGAUGAUGGUGAUGAUGUUGAUGAUGAAAUUUUACCAUCUUGGGAUUUUCUUGAAACAACAUUAAAUCAAAAACUUCUUCAGUACACUAAUUUUGAUGAUGAUAAAUUUUGAAUAUCAAUUUUUUUAUUAUACAUUUAU